AUGUCGACAUUCUCAAGAACAACCUUUGACGCAGCGGCAUAUCUGGCGUUUCGACCUUCGUAUCCGAAAUGGGUGCACGACAAGGUGUUGACGUAUCACUUCGGCUCGCGUCCUGGCACUGCUUUGUCUGGUUCCACUUCGGCUGCUGGCUCGAGCUUGGCGGUGGAUCUUGGAUGUGGGCCGGGGAUAUCGACUCUUUCCCUGCUACCGCACUUUGAGCGGGUGGUGGGCGUGGAUCCUUCGCCCAAGAUGGUGGAAGCGGCCAUUACGCCUUCGACGCCGGAGCUUCCUUCGCACCUGAUUCCGCACGCGGCCGAUGGGGCCAGGGGCGCUCUGGGAGAGGUGGAGUACCGGCAAGGGUUUUCCGAGUCACUGCCGUUCUUGGAGGCAGGGAGUGUGGAUCUGGUGACGAGCGGGCAGGCGGCGCACUGGUUCGACUAUGCGCGCUUCUGGAAGGAGUUGACUCGAGUCAUGCGGCCGGGCGGCAGUGUGUGUCUGUACGGCUACCCGGACUUCUUCCUGCCCGAGUUCCCGAGCACACGCACGCUGCUGAACCGGUUCGCACUCAAGGACGGCACGGGUCCCGGGUCGCCUCAACUGUCGCCCAUCGAUGCCAAGAUCGACUCGAUCGGGGAGUUCUGGGAACAACCGGGACGGGGCAUCGUCAACCAAGGCCUGCAACCCGUGCCCUUCCCCACCUCGUUCCCCGACAUCGCCGCGCACUGGGACGAAGCCUCGGCGUUCAAGAGGACGUUCUCGACUACCGGCUUGCAAGCGGAUCAGAUCUGGUCCAGCUGGCCCCCGCUCACCACCACCCCGCUCACCUCUGACCUCAGCCCCGAGGUCAAGGCAGAGUUCGAAGGCGACCACAAAGACACGACCAUGGACAAGUAUUUGAACUGGGACCAGCUCGCGAGCUACCUGCGCACCUGGUCUGCUACACAUACGUACCUCACUCAGCACCCCGACGACAAGCAGCAGAAUGGUGGCAAGGACGUGGUGGACCGAUUCCUGGAGCAGCUGCAGAACGAGGUGAAGAGGGCGAACGGUGGCAAGCACGUCGAGGAGCUGCAUCUCAGGUGGCCCCUGUGCUUUGUUAUGAUCAAGAAGAAGAAGUAA
This is a messenger RNA of Sporisorium graminicola, 1119 nucleotides long. RefSeq lists its product as uncharacterized. The transcript has a single exon. NCBI's taxonomy places the organism in Eukaryota, Fungi, Basidiomycota, Ustilaginomycetes, Ustilaginales, Ustilaginaceae. The record is from RefSeq and is a predicted model, not a curated record. Gene Ontology annotation, molecular function: S-adenosylmethionine-dependent methyltransferase activity. The coding region runs from base 1 to 1119 and encodes 372 amino acids.